Gigantopelta aegis is the source of this 1653-nucleotide messenger RNA. RefSeq names its product profilin-2-like. Gene Ontology annotation, cellular component: cell cortex. Lineage: Eukaryota; Metazoa; Mollusca; Gastropoda; Neomphalida; Peltospiridae. Gene Ontology annotation, molecular function: actin monomer binding. The record is from RefSeq and is a predicted model, not a curated record. The transcript has 2 exons. The coding region runs from base 117 to 536 and encodes 139 amino acids.
CACAGCUCUAUAUAUUGGAGUAUAAAUGAUUAUGUUAUUCUAUAUGGGGGAUAUUCGAAGAAGUAAACCAGGGUAACGCGAACAAACUUACAAUUAGGUAUAGUGAUGGGACUAAAAUGACUCUUGAGCUGCCAACUGUCACGUGGGACGACUACAUCUACGACGUCCUCAUCAGCAGCGGUAACGGCGGGUAUGUCUCAAAGGCGGGAAUAUACAACACGGACGGACAGAAAUGGGCGGCCUCCGAGGAUCUCGACAUUCACUCGUCCGAAAUAAGAGACAUCGUUGCCGCUUUCGACGACUGUUCGAAAAUUCGAAAGACCGGAAUCCGCCUGGGCUGUCGAGUAUUCACACUAACGAGGAUAACUGAUCGCAGAGUGCUGGUAGGGCGCGAAUCCAAAUCCGGGGCUGGGGUAGUGGCAUUCCGCUGUGAGUCCUGCGUGGUGCUGGGAGUUUGCGAGGAGGGGGCGUCUCAAGCAGGCUGCUACACGAUGGUCAUGAAACUUGGAGAUUAUUUAACUGACAUGGGAUACUGAGACUGUUGUCAUAUUGCCUGUUCAUAAACAUGUAUUUUGCUAGUCUCAGACUAUCAGCUGUCACGACGGAGUUGGCUAACUCGACGGUUGCGUUGUAAUUUUGUUUUCAACUCCCAAAUUACGACGUGUGCGCUCAGAUUAACAACUAAUCGGUCGUAGGUGUGGUAUUCGACCAGAAUCGAGUUUAAGAGUGCUAACACAGGCAACUGGACAGUCGUAGAUGUUGAAAGAUCGGUGAGUUGGCCAACUUCGUCGUGACAGUUAAAUUAAAUUACUUUCAUUGGGAAGUGAGAAACUGAAUAUAAUAUAAGCCUGCUUCUCACGGACAAAGUAUGUUAUUAACAAAUGAAGUCUCCUCCGACCAACAACAACAAUGGAUUAUCUUGAGAAAUCUAUGCGAUGUCACGUCUGGAAAGUAACUAUUGUGUGCAAAGUAUUUUUUCCCAGAUAAAUAAUAAGAAAACAUGGAUAUUUGAAACAGGAAUACUCCAUUAUAUUUGAUACUAGACAUCUUAUAUAGCGAUUUCUGAUUGUAAAAAAACAAACCCAAAUGUGUUUGGGUUUUACUAAUGCAAUAUCGCCGUACAAACAGAACAGAAUAUAGUUGUACUGUAUAGUCGGAGACAGAACAAUCUUUAUUAAAUUCAGGGACAGAAGACAACAGAACAGAACGGAAUUACACCGUUUUUUUUACAACAAUUCCUAUUCUUAUACAUUAUCGCCCACGCUGUAUGGAUCUCAGGGCCGUAGGUAGGAUAUUUAUUUUUUAGGGGGGGGGGGGGGAGGACCAACUGAAUGGUUAAUAGUCUAAAACUCUUUAAACGGUUAAGAAGAUAAUUUUCUUUAAGUUUCUAUAUUUUGUCCCGGUAGCUACGGCCCUGGAAUUUAUGAAACAUGUUUGUGAAGUGUAUUGUUCAGUAAAACAAUUCACAAGUUAGUGUCAUCAUCUGCAUUAACUAAUGUUUUCAUCGUUUCACCGUUGUCAUAUUUCGUUUGGUAAAUACCUUUUUAACAGCAUCCCAUGAUACAACCACUCAUAGAUAUUCGUUACUGGUAUCUGUAUUUACUAUCUAAUAUGUGUAUUAAUAUCAUGAUUAAUAAACUCAUAUUAUCAUUA